UCGAGGGUUUUAGACGGGAAGGACUGAGGCAGUGUGCGAAUCUGCAAUCUCCCUCUCUCUCUCGCUAGCAUGGAGAGUAUGGAGGCUGUAAGAUUUCGUGUGGUGUUCGAAGAUGGUCACAUUCUGAGCAAAUCGCAGAGAUCGGAGGGACUGAAUCGAAGCUGGCUUCUCCUUAAACCUCCACUCGAUACCAUCUCUGAUCUCUGCUCCUACCUUGCCCACGUUUUCAACCUCUACGACUCUUGCCCUAACGGCAUCAUCCUCUCUAUGGAUGGCUUUGUGUUGCCACCAUUUGAGUCUACGUGUAUUAUAAAGGAUAAAGAUGUAAUCAGAGUCAAAAUGAAGGGAGGAAUGUUGUAUGAGAUUGUCGAGGUAGGUGAUGGAGCAAAUAUAAUUGAAGAAGGCGAAAUUGUGGAGAAGCAACCUGCACUCACAAGUGUGCCACUUUUAGCAAAUGAGGAAUUUGAGAACGAGACGGGUGGUUACCAAAGUGAACCUGAAGAGGAUGAAGACAACCAGUCAGAGGAUACAUUACAUGUAGAAAAUUCAUCUGACAGAAAGGUAGUUUCCAAGAAAAGAAAAGCAUCGAAGAAACUCCAGAGCUCUAAGAAGAAGCAAAAACGCUCUACGGAUUCUCAAGACACUGAAAAUGAUUUUCAUAUAGAGCAGGAGAGGUGUGAAUUCCACCCUGGAAAGAGUAUUGACAAGAAGAAGAAAGUAUCUCUUAAAGGAUGGAAGGGUAGAGGCUUGUGGUGUCCCCUCCAGUCAAGAAUUGGGGCCAAACAAUCACUAGUUAAUAUGCUUGUAAAGUGUAAAACUAAGAAAACAAGUACCCCUAGAAGUGCUGAAAGAAAUAAUGGCAGCGUUGAACCUUUGCCUAGCACAAAGAGGUCUGAUCAGCUUCAAGAAAAUGGCACAAUAUGUAUUGAUGAUGUACAUCAGAUGCCUGAUGAAAUUGGCAAGGUCCCUAGUAGAAGUGCUCGGCGGAAAAAAGCCAAGAGGCAAUGGCUGCGGGAACUGGCCAAAACUGAAAAGAAAGAGCUGGUAAUCCCUAAUAUGCAGCUACAUCAGGUGCAAUCUCCUGAAAAGGAUGUGCACAAGGAUUUCAUGGAACAUCAACAACAAAACCAAAUCCCUAAUAUUCAGCCACAUCAGGUGCAAUCUCCUGAAAAGGAUGUGCAUAAUGAUUCCAUGGAACAACAACAACAAAACCAAGUCCCUAAUGUGCAGCUACAUCAAGUGCUAUCUCCUGAAAAGGGCAUGCAUAAUAAUUCUAUAGAACAUCAACAACAAAACCAGAAUAGUGAAGCAGAUAAUGAGAUUGUUCCCAUUGUGAUUAGGCCAGGACAUAUUCGCUUUGAGCCUUUGGGAAAGGACCAGGCUGCUCAGCAAAACCAAGUUUCCGUGGAAACAUUUCAGUGGAAUGGGAUCAUCAGCAAGAAAAAGGGUCAAAAAUGGGGUAAGGAAAAAUUUUCAUCCCGGAGGAAUGACUAUAAGGACUCCAAUGAAGAACGUUCUGAAGUGAUGACUACUGAAAGAGUGGAUCCUCCAAAUAAUCCCCUUGACUUCGAUAAGCUUGCACCAUUGGCUAGGUUGCCUAAGGAAGGUGAUGUGAUUGCAUAUCGUUUACUGGAAUUGUCAUCAACGUGGACGCCUGAGCUUUCCUCUUUCCGGGUUGGGAAAACGUCACGAUAUGAUCCUGAAUCCGAUAGAGUUCUACUCACACCAGUCCCAGAAUAUCCAAUUAUUUUUGACAAGUCAGAUGAAGAUGAGUGUGCACAACCACCAGAUGACUCUCUUUAUGGGGAAGAUGGAUCUCUAGAGAUAGAAUUUUCUUCACUUGUUGAUACCCGGAUUGUCAAGCAUGGUAACUCAGAUCCUGCAAAAGCAGUGACUGACUGUGUUAAUGACGAUCCUGUGAGCAGUGAAGUUCGUGUAUCAACUGUGGUGCCUAGCAAUAACAAUACACAAACACUUGCUCCUACCCCAGAAAAAGACAUCAAUGUGUGGGAUGAAUUCAGCGAGGCUCUAAACACAAAGAAAGAACAGCUGAUUCGGGAGAAAGGUUGCAGUGAGAGUUCUGGCAAGAGCUCAUGGUCAUUUAGAGCCAUGAGAGGCAGUGCACUUGGCCCAACAAUGGCUAUUCUAAGAGCAAAGAAUGCUAUAUAAGUAUAUGACAACCUACAUCUAUUUGGGUCUAUGAAUAUGUAAUAUACAUUGAGCAUUUUUACCAGAAGCAGAGAACAUCCUUUGUAGCUCUAUAGCCCUAUGGAAUAUGUCACAUUUGAGCUCAGUGUUCAUAUUAGGGGGGCUGGAACCCUAGUUUGCUUAUUGGUUUCCAUGUUUUAAUAUAUCCGUUUUCCAACUGCUGUAUAUAGACCAACCUUCCCAGAUUCUGUAGAAAAUUUUGAUAUCUUGUUGUCCUUA
Molecule: messenger RNA, 2427 nt
Organism: Camellia sinensis
Lineage: Eukaryota; Viridiplantae; Streptophyta; Magnoliopsida; Ericales; Theaceae
Product: sphere organelles protein-like protein
Biological process (GO): spliceosomal snRNP assembly
Cellular component (GO): Cajal body
Molecular function (GO): U2 snRNA binding; U1 snRNA binding
Source: RefSeq, a predicted model, not a curated record